Aaosphaeria arxii CBS 175.79 is the source of this 1116-nucleotide messenger RNA. RefSeq lists its product as uncharacterized. The transcript has a single exon. NCBI's taxonomy places the organism in Eukaryota, Fungi, Ascomycota, Dothideomycetes, Pleosporales. The record is from RefSeq and is a predicted model, not a curated record. The annotation marks the transcript as partial.
AUGAUGCGAAAGAAAGUUACCUACACCAACAUCACCUCCAUACCCUCAUUUAUCCCCCGCCAGCUCGCCAUCGACAUCCUCCACAGCCACGGCGAAAUCAUAGAGCUGAACCCCCUCGUUCUAGGCUAUGAAGCCAUCAAGGCGCCUCGCGAUGCCCCCGCCGACGAGUUCUACUCCACCUGGUACGAAAUUUCUGAGAAGAUUCAGUACAUUCCAGGCAUAGGAAAGCUGGGAUCGGGCAACAUCAAAUUCAAGGGCUGCUUCCAUGACAUGCCCUGGGGCCUGCAGACCCACAUCUACGCACCCGCCAACGUCGACCUGCGCAACAAAUGGCAAAUCUGUGGCAACCAGCCCGGCGAACCCCCAGAGCAGCGCGAAAUGGGAAUCGGCGCACCCCCGGAAGGUCUCUACCUGCGCGAAGAUAUCGAGAUUAAGUGCAACGUCGCCAUGGCCAGUUUCGUGAAGAAGGAGACCAAGGCAGCUUCCAAAAUCCUCGUCGAGCGCUUGAUCAAGAAGGCCGAAUUACUGGACGCCGGUGUACUGAGCGCCAUGAUGGAGAAUGGAAGGCUGAAGACGGUCAACCCAGCAGAUCGCUCAUCCACCCGACCGAACCCCAACUCGCCUCAACCCUCACCCAAGGCGCCCUACAAUAUGCCCAUGUCUCCAACGCGCCAGUCCGUAUUCCCUGCGAACGCUAUGGGAGGCCAGCAGUACCCAAAUCAGCCCAACGAGGUCGUCAUGGAGCUACCGGGCGAUUUCUACCAUGCUCCGCCUCAGCCCUCCCCUGGUCUCCUUGCGCCGAACGACAGGCGACUCUCCAAUGCUUCCGAGCUCUCCGGCGGCUCUCCCCAACCUUCGGAUGGCAGGUGGUCGCAAACAUCCAACGACUACCAGAGCUCCGUCGGUUCGCGACCCAGUUCGUACGCUUCAGACGGCAUGCGUUCGCCGGGACUCGAGCAGAAGGGUUUUGCGACAGAAUUGCCGACUAUGGAAGAGACAAGGGAAGAGCACGAGGAUGCGCGAAGGAGGCUCGAGGGUAACCAGUACCCUGAUGAUCGCAAGUACAAAUACAAUCCGCAGGAUUUCAUCAAUACUCAACAGCAAUAUGUACAACAA